Messenger RNA from Phytophthora megakarya, 516 nucleotides. Lineage: Eukaryota; Oomycota; Peronosporomycetes; Peronosporales; Peronosporaceae. The record is from the annotation of a GenBank genome assembly.
AUGAGUGUACAGCCUGGGACAGGACACGUGACCGAUGAUCCGUUGAACGACAAGUGCGCCGCAUAUCAACCAGGCACAUCGGAUCUGGACCUUACCUGGGACUCAGAUCAAGAUUAUGAUGAAUGUGUGUAUUACCAUGAAGGAAGUGAUCUAUACGCCGAAGACGUCGAUGGUCAGAUGGCGGUACUGCCGGAAGUACCUGUGACGACGGAGGAUGUGAGGAUCGAAGAUAUUCAACUAUGCGGAUCUAAUAAUCAGACUCCAGAGGAAAUUGAGCGACUUCGCCAAAAGAUCUGGAAGUUCCGACAUCUCUUGAUCGGUAAGGGAAAUGCCCUUCCGCCGGCAGCUAGAGGCGUGGUGUGCGAUAUCGAUGUCGGGGGAGCGAGACCCAUCGCCCUCAAGUGCCGUAAGUUGCGGAUCCAGUUCAGGGAGAAGCUGGCAGACCUGAUCAAGGGUCUAUUGUCCGCCAAGAUGAUCAACUAUUCUAGAUCACCAUGGGCUUCCCCAUUGUGGUGA